This is a messenger RNA of Closterium sp. Naga37s-1, 222 nucleotides long. Lineage: Eukaryota; Viridiplantae; Streptophyta; Zygnematophyceae; Desmidiales; Closteriaceae. The record is from the annotation of a GenBank genome assembly.
UGUGUGCUGCAUGCUCCCCCUCCCCCUCCCCGCUCUGUCUUCGACAUCCAAUCGCUGGACGAGCUUGUGGAUCGCCCCAUAGCCACGGCAGCACACUGUCACGGCGUGCUUCUCUUCUCCCCUCUUGCCUCUGCUCCUCCUCCCCCGCCUCGCUCUGUCUUUGACAUCCAAUCACUGGAGGAGCUUGUGGAUCGCCCCAUAGCCACAGCAGCACAUUGUUAA